AUCGAACCAACGAAUUAGAUUCACGAAUUUAUUAUUUGUACACCUUUAAAAAAAAUUGUACUCUCCCUCGGCCUCUCCUCUGAAAAGCUUGAUGCCAGCGACUCAAAACACAAUUAACCCUGCAACUUUGACUCAAAACAAUUGCAUUAAAAGAUGACGUUCUUUAUAAUAGCAUAAUUAGGGUUUACACGCUUGAUCAUCUUCGUCUAUAUAUAUUUAUAUUAUAUAUAGACCUAGCUCCAAGUUCUAGUCCAUAUAUACCUUCUUCAACCAUGGCCGAAACUGGUAAGCAGCUGCACAUAGUUAUGUUCCCAUGGUUAGCCUUCGGUCACAUGCUUCCCUUCCUCGAGCUCUCAAAGCUCAUAGCCCAAAAGGGUCACAAAAUCUCCUUUGUAUCCACUCCCCGAAACAUCGAUCGCUUCCCAAAACUUCCUCCAGACUUAGCUCAUCUCAUCAAAUUUGUAAAACUUCCCCUACCCCAGGUCCAAAACCUCCCCGAAAAUGCAGAGUCCACCUCCGACCUACCUUACCACAAGGUCAAGUACCUCAAGAUGGCCUAUGAUCUCCUCCAACAACCCAUGAACAGUUUUCUAGAAGCUUCUGCUCCUGAUUGCGUUAUCUAUGACUUUAUAGCAUAUUGGUUAGGUCCAAUUGCUGCUAAGCUCAAUAUUUUAAGUUGUUUGUUUUGUGUUUUCAUUGCGUCUGCUUUAGGCUAUGCCGGACCAGCUUCAGUUUUGAUGGACCCUCAGAACGAAUAUCGGACGAAGCCGGAGGAAUUCACCGUCCCACCCAACUGGUUUCCGUUCAAAUCAACGGUUGCAUUUAGACUCUUCGAGAUUUUGCGAAUUUUUGACGAGGUGGAAGCACUGGUUGAUAAUGUUCCGGCUGUGUAUCGCUUGGGAGCGGGCAUUGAUGGGUGUGAUGUGAUAACUAUGAGAAGCUGUUAUGAGUUUGAACCGGAAUGGUUGACACUUCUCGGAGAUAUUCACCGGCCAAAGCCGGUUAUACCGGUGGGUCAACUACCUCCGGUAGCGUAUCAUGACGACGAGGAGGACGAUGCAUGGAGGGAAAUGAAAGCGUGGCUUAAUAAGCAGAGUAAAGGGUCAGUGGUUUAUGUUGCAUUUGGGAGCGAGGCGAAACCGAGUCAAGCUGAACUCACUGAGAUAGCUCUAGGGCUAGAGCUAUCCGAGUUACCGUUCUUUUGGGCUCUAAGGAAGCAGCGUGGGAUGGCCGACACGGAGGUGAUUGAGUUGCCCGAAGGGUUUGAGGAGAGAACCAGAGGACGUGGAUUGGUGAGGACGAGUUGGGUGCCUCAACUCAAGAUACUGAGUCAUGACUCGGUGGGAGGGUUCUUGACUCACUCGGGUUGGAGUUCCGUGGUGGAGGCAAUACAGUUUGCGAGAGCCCUUAUACUGCUGACGUGUUUGGCGGAUCAAGGGUUGAAUGCUAGGGUUUUGGAAGAGAAGAAGAUGGGUUACUCCAUACCGCGAGACGAGCGAGACGGGUCGUUUACGAGUGACUCAGUGGCUGAGUCACUGAGGUUGGUGAUGGUAGAGGAGGGAGGGAAGAUAUACAGGGACAAGGUCAAGGAGAUGAGAGGAUUGUUUGGCGACAGGGAUAAACAAGACAAGUACGUGGAUAAUUUGUUGGCUCACUUUCAAAGUCACAGAAAAGGUGGACUCAAGAAGGAAAUUAAGUGAUGUCAAUAUUUAUUUAUUUAUUUAUUAAUUAUUUUUUUUUUUUAAAGUUAAGGCAAUUUAACACUCUACCUCCUAAGGUUUAAACUCCUGAUCUCGUUGUAAAAAAAAAAAGUGAUACCGCUGAGCCAAUUAAUCUAACUAAUGUCAAUAUGAGUAGUAAUACAAGGGAGUUAUAUAUUUGGACAAAUUAAUACGUUAGGUGAGUUGAAAUUAAUGUAAUGGUAUAUUAAUGAUUGAAUUUUGGAUUCUUUUGUUGUGGUAA
Molecule: messenger RNA, 1962 nt
Organism: Cornus florida
Lineage: Eukaryota; Viridiplantae; Streptophyta; Magnoliopsida; Cornales; Cornaceae
Product: UDP-glycosyltransferase 91A1-like
Exons: 1
Coding region: 273-1700 (475 amino acids)
Molecular function (GO): UDP-glycosyltransferase activity
Source: RefSeq, a predicted model, not a curated record